AUGACUGAAUACAACUCCAACGCGAUGAUUGGCGUACCCCCUCGCAUUCUGCUUGGCCCGGGUCCGUCCAUGGUCAACCCUAGAGUGCUACAGGCGAUGAUGCAGAACAUGAUCGGGUACCUCGACCCGGACUACGUCGACAUCAUGGACCAGGUCGCGGAGCUUCUGGGCAAGGUAUUCCAGACGGAAGAAGCGUUCACAAUGGCCCUCUCAGGCACCGGAUCGUCGGGCAUGGAGGCCGGGCUUUCCAGCAUCCUGGAACCCGGCGACACCGUGGUCGUUUGCAUCUACGGGUACUUCGGCGAGCGGAUGGUCGACAUGGCUACCCGCGUCGGCGCAAACGUGGUCGCGCUGCGCUCCGAUUGGGGCAAGCCUUCCCCGUAG
Messenger RNA from Geodia barretti, 384 nucleotides. NCBI's taxonomy places the organism in Eukaryota, Metazoa, Porifera, Demospongiae, Tetractinellida, Geodiidae. The record is from the annotation of a GenBank genome assembly.